CAGCUUGCUUGCUUUUUCCUUUUCCUCCAUGAAAUCAUGAAAUUAUUUUCUAGGGUUGUGUUUUUUCAAAGCUGAAUUAGAGUACCUCUCUUUUAAUUUUUCUGAAGAUUUAUCUCUCUGAUUGUUAGUUCUAAAGUUAAUACUUUUACCUCUCCACAGAUGAUAUAUAUGUUAUUGGGUUUAGCUCAGCCCCUCCACUAAUAUCAGAAUUUAUAUUGUUGCUGUCUUCCCUUGGUCUUUCAUUUUUGUCUGGAAAGUUGAAAGUAGUACUACUGCACUUUUUUCUUUCUUUCUAGCUUUUCAUCCCAUCAUCUGAUAAAGUAACUUGUUUCUUUUGUUGCUGUGGGGAUUGGAGUGGUUAAAUCCAUGGGAGUUGAAGUUUCUGAUUCAAGGCCCAUCUUAGAGAGAAGAGGAAGACCUCAGAAGGAUCAAGCUUUGAAUUGUCCAAGGUGCAACUCAACAACCACUAAAUUCUGUUACUAUAACAAUUACAGUCUCUCUCAGCCAAGGUACUUCUGUAAGACUUGUAGAAGGUAUUGGACUGAAGGUGGGUCUUUGAGAAAUGUUCCAGUGGGUGGAGGCUCAAGGAAGAAUAACAAGAGAUCUUCAACUUCAUCAUCUUCGUCACCAUCAACUUCCAAUUCAUCUAAGAAGCUUGCUCAUCAUGAUCUGGUGAUGACCCAACAAAGUGCUGAUUCUCAAAACCCUAAGAUCCAUCAAGGUCAAGAUCUCAACCUAGCAUACCCACCAACAUCUGAUCAGGACUAUGAUCAUCAUAGCAUCUUUAAUCCUAGCUCUUCUAGAAUUAGUACUUCAUCCCCUCAUAAUCUCUCGGCUAUGGAGCUCCUCAAGAGUACUGGGAUCAAUGCAUCAAGGGGAUUAAUGAACUCUUUCAUGGCUCCCAUAUCUGUAGCAGAUUCGAAUACUAUCACGAUGUUCUCUACUGGUAAUCAUGGGUAUCCAAAUUUGCAAGAAUUUAAGCCAAGGCUCAGUUUUUCUCUUGAUGGGUAUGAGAGUGGCUAUGGAAGUCUUCAAGGCGUUCAAGAUGGUACAAGUCAUCAUCAUGCAAGGCUCUUGUUUCCUACUGAUCAGGAUUUGAAGCAGAUUCCAAGCAGUACUACUAAUACUACUACAAGCACUGAAUUUGAGCAAAAUGGAGGGGAAGGAGAUCAUUCUGGUGUGUAUUGGAAUGGAAUGUUAGGUGGAGGAUCAUGGUAAAAGAGAAACAUAAUGAUGAUCAAGAAGAUGGUAUUUUGGUUUUGAUUUUCACAUGGUGGGUGGGUUGGUUUGGAGUUUGAUAAGUUAAAUAACAAAUUAAUAUGGUACAUGGGAUUUCUUUCUUCCUCUCUUAUCAGUCUUUUUAGUACUUGAUUUUCCUAGGACUCUUUUCUCAAUUCUCACCUCUCUUCUUUUGAUGAAGAAAUUAAGUUUCUUCUUUUUUUAUUUUGUGUUGCUUUAAGUACUAGCUAGUACUACUCUCUAAUGAUCAAUGUGCAUGGUUGAAGCUUAAUGUUUUUGUUGGCUUCAAAAGGUCAUGUGAUCAAGGGUGUGAAGGAAUGCUGUACGAAGAUUCAUGAGUACAAGAGGAGGCCAAGCAAGUCCCAUAUUCCUUUUUAGGGUUCGCCAGCAAGAAAGAGUGGUAAUUAGUUAAAUUAUGUACAAGAAUCACUCGUGUUAUAUAUUCAUUCCAGUUAACUCAUGGAAAGAUUUGUGGUUUGAUUGUGUAUUA
Rosa rugosa (rugosa rose) is the source of this 1729-nucleotide messenger RNA. RefSeq names its product dof zinc finger protein DOF1.8-like. Gene Ontology annotation, molecular function: DNA binding; DNA-binding transcription factor activity. Gene Ontology annotation, biological process: regulation of DNA-templated transcription. The coding region runs from base 367 to 1218 and encodes 283 amino acids. The record is from RefSeq and is a predicted model, not a curated record. The transcript is spliced from 2 exons. NCBI's taxonomy places the organism in Eukaryota, Viridiplantae, Streptophyta, Magnoliopsida, Rosales, Rosaceae.